Molecule: messenger RNA, 1731 nt
Organism: Lampris incognitus (smalleye Pacific opah)
Lineage: Eukaryota; Metazoa; Chordata; Actinopteri; Lampriformes; Lampridae
Gene: tmem45b
Product: transmembrane protein 45B
Exons: 6
Coding region: 98-940 (280 amino acids)
Source: RefSeq, a predicted model, not a curated record
CAGACUUGGGCGUUCUCACUCACACCACGGCCGGCCAGACUUGCACUACUGCAUACUGUUUGGACUGGGAUAGCAGCAAAUAAGAUCCCUCACAAGGAUGGCAAACUUCGGAGGACAUGCCAUCCCCGGCACCUUCUUCCUGCUCUACGGUCUGUGGUUGACAGUGAAACACACUCUGCGACACAACUGGAGGAAGAACCAGCCUAAAGGACGACACAAAAUACCUCCGGUCUUCAACCGAAUGGAUUACUUUGAGGGGGGGCUGACGAUAUUUGCUGCAUUUGUCGGUAUUAUGGUUGAGCAAUUCGUGGUAGAUGGACCCCACGCCCACCUCUAUGACCAAGGAAACCACACGUGGGUCAAGCUGAUGAACUGGCAGCACAGCACCAUGUACCUGUUCUUCGGGAUCUCUGGCAGUGCAUGUGUUCUCACCACCGCCUCCAGCAGUGUGCCUGUCGGUGUGGAUCGCCUUGCUCUCUCCUUGGCCCUCUUCGUUGAAGGGUUUUUAUUCUAUUACCACGUGCAUCAUCGACCCGCUCUGGAUGCUCACAUCCACACCCUACUGCUGGUGGCUGUGUUUGGAGGAUCUGGAAGUUCUAUGCUCGAGGUCUUCGUGAGGGAUCACAUCAUUCUCGAACUUUUCAGGGCGUGCCUUCUCGUCCUCCAGGGCUCCUGGUUCUACCAGAUCGGUUUUGUGCUGUACCCAUUAAGCGGACCGGAGUGGGACCUGACAUUACAUGACAACAUCAUGUUUGUCACGAUGUGCUUCUGCUGGCAUUUCGCCAUGGCCAUGCUGACAGUUGCUGUCACCUCGUUCUUAGUUGGGAUCAUGUCCAAGAGAUGCGCUGAGAAAGGAAGGAACAUAGAGAUUGGAAUGAGAACGACCUCCUCAAACUCCAACUCCCAGAAAGCACUGCUGGACGAAUCCGAUGAAGAGUAGACACAUCGCUUGGGCUCUUCGCAAGAUUCCUUCUGAUGUCGUUUCACAUUCUGUUGUGACAGGAAAGCCAAGUUUUUAAAGACAAGUUAUGUCUGCCGUUUUGUACUUUUGCAUUACACAUGUAUAUAAAAUCAGUUGGAAACAGAUAAAAUCUGUUUAUAAUAUAUUUUUUAAAUGACUGAAAGAAGAUAUAAUUACAAAAGCAUUAACUUUAACAGCUAAUGCUCACCUGCAUGGGUCGUUAUGAUUAUGGAAUAAAUAAGUGCACGUCGAGAGAUUAUGUCAACAAUCCAAGUCAAAUUUGGACAAAUUAGAUUUGAACUAUGAGCGCCACUCUAUUUCUCACUAUAUUCAUGUUGUAAGCUAUACUUCUGGGUGACAUGGAGAAAAUCACAUUUGUAAAAAGGAAAAAGUUUGAACCUAACCAUGACAUGAAAUAAAGAUGACUUAUUUUAAGAUUAGAAGCCGUUAUCUCACCGGAGUGUAAGUGGUUAGCAAAGAUAACUGGGGCAAUUUGGCUUUCCACAUGUUGAUGAAAGCAGAUGUGUAGUAACCAUCAGCAGACAACAAGCUUGUGACAUCUUAUUCUAAAUCUAGCACUGAAGGGUGUCCGGGUAGCAUGGUGGUCUAUCCUGUUGCCUACCAACACGGGGAAUGGCGGUUCGAAUCGCCGUGUUACCUCCGGCUUGGUCAGGCGUCCCUACAGACACAAUUGGCUGUGUCUGCGGGUGGGAAGCCAGAUGUGGGUAUGUGUUCUGGUUGCUGCACUAGCGCCUCCUCUGGUCGGUCAG